Molecule: messenger RNA, 1443 nt
Organism: Morone saxatilis (striped sea-bass)
Lineage: Eukaryota; Metazoa; Chordata; Actinopteri; Moronidae
Gene: nicol1
Product: chromosome unknown C4orf48 homolog
Exons: 4
Coding region: 130-402 (90 amino acids)
Source: RefSeq, a predicted model, not a curated record
AUUUUAGACGAGCCACACGCAUGCGCACUCCCCGGAUCCACAUAAAACAACCCUAGGUGGGCAUCUUGCGCUGAUCUGGUGCUCUGCAAUAUAUCAUCGACUGAUUCACGGUAAUUGAUCACCAUCAGUAUGGCAUCCAGUGGAUAUGUGCAGGCAGCGGUGCUCCUUCUGGCGGUGCAGCUCCUCUCUCUCGGUGCUGCUGAUGCGGACCAGGAGACCGGGACUGUCAUCCCUGCCGAAAGUCGCCCAUGUGUGGACUGUCACGCGUUUGAGUUUAUGCAGAGGGCACUGCAAGAUCUAAAGAAGACCGCUUUCAACCUUGAUGCCAGGACGGAGACGCUGGUGCUGAGGGCGGAGAGGAGGGCUCUGUGUGACUGUAUGACCACCAACUCACUGCGCUGAGCUCCAGUACACCGAGGACACUUCCACCUGCCAUCACAUCCCCCCGACACACUGACAACAACAACAACCCUGUUCUGAAACCUCUAAUUUCAUCUUAACUUAUAGGCACUUUAUUUUAUUUUCUCUCAUAUCUCUGUUGAGUGGAGCUUUGAUUUGACGUCAUGCAUCAUAAGGGAAAGUUAUUGUUUUUGCCUUAUUUGGGACAACUUUUAUACCACUGAUGUUUUUACAUUGUGUCUCCAUCAUCACAGGAUUUGGGUCGGUUCUCAUGCGUCUCCUGAAGCAUAAACUAUUUUUUGUACUUUUUAGUAUUUUGACUGAAUAAUGUAGAUACAGUAGAAUGCAUCGGUAAACUUACUUGUUGAAUGUGUUGUACGAGAUUAAUGUUUACGACGAUUAUACACAUUAAACUGUAGCAUCACAUGGAAUUUAUUUAAUUGCUCUGAAAAAAAAAAAAUGUUUUAAUUAGUUAAAUUAACUUUAGGAAUCAGUAAAAGUUCACUGAUCAGAAUGAAUUGAUUUGAGCCUGGUUGGGUGACUUAUUAAAGAAGACUUUCUUUGUCAUAACCAUGAUGUUUUUUAAAGGAAUGAGCAGAAAGAAAUGUGUUUUCUUUAGUUUCAUCAGAAGUUCAACAAAUAUUAUUUUCAGACUUUUCGAGGCAGAAAAAAGUAUACUUGUAGGUCUUGAUUUAGCACAGCACUGUAGCAUGAAUUUACAGCACUUUUUGUUAAUCUACUGUUAAUAUAGAUUGUAUGUAUAGAUUGUAUAUGUACACGGUAAAUGUAAAGGAGUCUACAGACUGUCUCCUUUGUCUGACAAAGGUGUAUGCAAGAAUAGUAUUGAACGAUAUUAAAUGAACUGCAAUAUCGGCAGAGGAAGAGGAGGACGUGUAGAGGAAUGCUAGCUGCAGCAGGGCACAUAGAGAUAGAAAUAACAAUUGUCUUUAUUGUUGCUUGUUCUUGAACAGUGUACUUUGUUAACAUUAUGUCACAAGAAGCCCCUUUUAUUGUCUUAAUGUUGUACCUAUCAAUAAAAACAAU